AGAGCUCGACGGAUCAAGUGUGAUGAAACACCUGAGAAAUGCCGGAAUUGCACAUCAACGGGAAGGGAUUGCGACGGCUAUGAGAUACAUCGCCUACCUCACCUUACCAAGAGGAGUAACUACCACCUGGUCACCACCGCCGCCAUCCCAUGGUCAACCACUUCCGAUGAGCGCCGCUGCUUCGCAUUCGUUCAAGCACACACAAUUCCAGAUGCCCUCAGCUACCAUGACUCUCCGCUCUGGCAGCAGCUUAUCCUCCAGAUGGUCAACAGAGAACCAGCGGUCUGGCACGCCAUGGUGGCUUUGGGAGCAGUGCACCAAGAGGUCGAACCUAGUAAUCUCGGCAUACCAACCACAUUGGAGUGGAUGGCCAUGGCACAGUCUACACGGUCGUUUGAAAUUCUGCGUCGACGCAACCCGCAAGACCCGCUGAUGGGCGAUGUGACCUUGCUCUGCUGUCUGCUCUUCAUUAUGAAAGACCUGGUGCGACAGGAUUACGAUUCCUCCCUCCAGCAUCUUCGUGCAGGUUUGCGUAUUAUCCGAGAAGCCUCUGCCCGGGGCUCGUCUCCUCGAGAAACCCCACCAGUCUAUUCAUUCUGGGCGACGACAUUCCGACAUCUGGAUUCCCAGAUCGGCGUCGAGGGCCGGGCCUUGUGGGGCGAUGGCGGGCUUGAAGCGGGUCCUCCCGCCGCGAAUCUAUGGCAGUCCCCUCAAACAGUUGAUACCAUCCAAGAGGUACGACAUGCCUUGGAACCUGAUUUCAAUCGGUUCAUCAAGCUUGGGCGCCGCUGCUGGAAGAUGUCCCGGCACGAGAUCUUGUCUCAAUCCUCGGAGCUGUAUCUGGAGCAAUUCGAACUCAUAUCGCAGAUCAGCUGCGCCAUGCAGUUUUUCGAAACCUUCCGUGCCCUACGGUACGACGGCCCCAGCACCAAAGACAAGCGAAGUGCCGAUCUGCUAGAGCUCUGGGUGUCUUCAGUGUCCCUCGGUACAAGAACAUGUACCAUUCACUACGACCCCACAGCGUUGCAGCUCUUCACCCCACAAUACCGAGCCCUCUUUCGCAAGGUGCAGCGGUUUAUCGCCGAGCUCCCCGAGCGACCAACCGUGACGGUCGAUCUCGGAGUUAUCCCGUUGCUCUUCCUAGUAGCUGAGGGGUGUCAGGACUUCCAGGUGCGCUGGCAAGCCCUUCAGGAGCUGCGAGACUGGCCGCACCAGGAGGCCCCGUUCAACUCGGAGACCAUCGCUUCAUUUUUGGACGAGCGGCUCAGGAUCGAG
Molecule: messenger RNA, 1275 nt
Organism: Aspergillus heteromorphus CBS 117.55
Lineage: Eukaryota; Fungi; Ascomycota; Eurotiomycetes; Eurotiales; Aspergillaceae
Product: Zn(II)2Cys6 transcription factor
Exons: 2
Biological process (GO): regulation of DNA-templated transcription
Molecular function (GO): DNA-binding transcription factor activity, RNA polymerase II-specific; zinc ion binding
Source: RefSeq, a predicted model, not a curated record